Molecule: messenger RNA, 4771 nt
Organism: Eupeodes corollae
Lineage: Eukaryota; Metazoa; Arthropoda; Insecta; Diptera; Syrphidae
Gene: rempA
Product: intraflagellar transport protein 140 homolog
Exons: 14
Coding region: 61-4749 (1562 amino acids)
Biological process (GO): intraciliary retrograde transport
Cellular component (GO): ciliary basal body; axoneme; intraciliary transport particle A
Molecular function (GO): protein binding
Source: RefSeq, a predicted model, not a curated record
CUAAAUAACAAAUUGGAAGCUUCAUUAUUUACAAGAGUAAAAUUUAAUUAUUAUUAAAAAAUGACUUUAUACUUUGAUUCAAAAGUACAAUUUCUGGAUUCGGAUGCUGUUAGUACCAUUGGCCGAUGGCAUCCAAACGAACCGGUGUUUGCCAUUGCAUCUUAUAGCCAAGACCGUGGUGGUUCUGUGACCAUUUUCGAUGAUUCAGGAGAACCCCUUCGGGAUGUAUCGUAUCCAGUCCAUCCAAUAUCUCAAGCCACCGCACUUGCAUGGCAUCCCGAAAAACGUCUGUUGGUAACUGGUUGGGAAAGUGGUGAACUUCACGUUUGGUUCGAUGGACAUCGAGAAUUUGCAAGUGUUCAGGGCCCGCACAAGGCUCCGAUAAUACUUUUAGAAUUCAGUGAAAAAGGUGGUCGGAUGGUGACUGCCGAUUCAAUGGGUUUACUCACAGGUUGGCGCUGUGAUGGCCAGUAUCAGUUUUUGACUAUGUUCUCGCAUGAUUUACGAGAUAGUUUAUUAAAUAUAACUUUUCGUAAAUCAGUUGAUAGUGCCGUUCGAACGGAACUAACAAACUUAGCAAAAGCUGCUGUGGCUGGAGAUGAGACUGCAUUGGAUACUCUAACCAAUUGGAGACCACGGACGGCAGCGAGGAAUUUAACUCAUUCAGGAGUCAAAGACAAUCAUUGUUUCUAUGUGGGAACACAAUCUGGGGUAAUUUUCUACAUUAACCAAGGUGGGACAUGUUCGGAAUUUUUAAAAAGUAAUACUGUUCCAAUCACACAAGUUCUAUGGCAUCCAAAAAGAGAUGCAAUCAUCUGUCUUUUGGAAGACAUGACUGUGACUCAUUUUCUAUCUGAAUCUUCAGGGACUCUUACUGAACUUGAUAGAGUGAAAUUGAGUGGAAAAAUACCUGGAAACAAUGGAGCUAUCUCUUGGGCUGGGAAUUGUUUAGCCAUUAUAACAGGUGAUUUUUCCAUCCGCAUUUGGGACAUGGACACCAGCGAGAACUUUUUGCUCAAAAUGGAUUUACCCAGUUCAGAACGACCAUCGACAGUCACUUCACCGGGAUCGAAUUCUUCAUUAUCAACAGGUGGAAUUGCAGGAACAGCAUCUGCAUCAGGAAUAAUAGCAGCAGGUGGUGCUGGUGGUGGUGGUGAUUCAACAUCUCCAGCCACAUCCAGUUACGUUCAAAAAUACCAAAAGUCCCAACAUCACCAGCAUCAUCAACGCCACCAAAGCAAAUCCGGAAAUGAAGUAUUCACCUGCCUUGCCUACUGCCCGGACAACCAGACACUCUGUGCCGGCACCAAUCAAGGCAGCCUAUACACCUGGAAGCGAACUGUUAAUUACUUUGUCAAUGCACCGGAAAAUUCGUGGCAAUUGAACAAUAUAUCAACGGUACGGGGCGCAAUCAAGCAAUGCUUUUGGGGGGUAAAUGAGAUGGCCAAACCGUGCAUCAUGAUUAAUUGCAUAUCAAAUGUCUACGUGUUGAAGGAACAACCUUUGAUAUCCUGCCAUACACGUGACAUCUGGGCGGUUCAACGAAGCGCUAAUCAGAUCUACAUCGAGCACUCGACCGGCAAAUCAACUACGGUACAAGCUGAUAUCUCGAUUACAACAUUGGCAUUGUCAGAGCAGCACUUGGCUUUGAGUAAUGGUCGGACUAUUGUUGCGUAUAGAAUUGGAAAGAUUGUUCUGGAAGCAUCAUCAUCCACCGAUUACAGUAUUGCUAAUAGUUCGACGACAUUAGAUUCUGCAGAUGGUGACGGACUUACCAUAAGAUUGAUGCAGACAUUUAGUUGCGAGUGUUUGGCGCUCUUUAUGCAUGACCAAAAUAUAUUUUGCCUAACAUCGAGUGAUGUGAAAAUUUACUCCAUUGGUGGAGUGAUACUGAACGAGAUUCAAUCUAGUGACAGUGAGGGUAAAAUUAUCGGUUGCGACCUUACCGGCAAUUACCUGACAAUAUUCACAAUGAACGGCUACAUUAAAGUCUUCGAUGUUACCCGUCACGACCCCAAACCACUGAUUCACCCAAAAUCCGGCUAUGAUUUAUUUGAGAAUUUCGGCGAGGUAAUCCUGGCUAAGUGCAAUGCUAUGGGCAGUCAUCUUGCUGUCGUAAUUGCCAAUGAGAGUCUCAUGCCCGAUGGACGAUUGUACUGUUGGGAUUUCGAAAGGGAUAUAAUGCGUCAUUACGAUUUCAUGAAUGACACAGAGGAAUCUGCCGUCGCCGUUCCGAGACUGCCAAUUGUAUUCUUUUGGGAUACGGAUGAUAGUCGAUUGCUAGCUAUCGAAGCACGUUCGAUUGCUCAGCAAGCCAAACAUCAUCAACGUAAGAAUCCACAACUCCAGCUCCAGCAGCAAGAGAAAGGAUUGCAAGAAGAAGGAGGUGUUGAAUCGAAUGCAUUACUAUCAUCGUCACAACCAAAGAUAGUCGUCGUCGCCAAUGGAACCAGCACGAGCACUAGCAACACCACCAUCACCAACACCACCGCCAGUCUGGAAGACUACAAUGAGACACAAGCAAUUGUUAUGUUCCACGCUGCAGAUAAAUGCACCCUUAAAGUGCUUGAGAUUGUUAAUCUAGCAUCUGGAGAGCAAUUAGUCAAUUUGUGUGCACCGAAUGUGAUAACUUUGGACAUUAGCGUUGUGAAGAAACGGUCCCUGCAGGACUUUAUCGGUUUGGAGAACUGCGACGAGAGUACACGCAAAAUGGUUUUGAAUUUUAGUUUAAAUGUUGCUGAGAGCAAUAUGGACUUGGCAUAUCGAUGCAUCCGUUCGAUACAAUCAGAAGUGGUAUGGACCAAUUUGGCAAAAAUGUGUGUUCAGACGGGACGUCUAGAUGUGGCAAAGGUGUGUUUGGGACAUUUGAAGAAGGCCCGUUCGGUUCGAGCCAUACGACAAGCGAUGAAUGAUGAUGAUUUGGAAAAAGAUGCUAAAGUGGCAGUUUUGGCGGUCGAGCUAGGAAUGAUUGAAGAAGCACAGGAAUUAUACAAAAAAUGCGGUCGUUGGGAUUUAUUGAACAAGUUGCUGCAGAAUUGUGGAUCUAUUGAUGAGGCUUUAAAAAUAGCUGAAAAAGGUGAUAGGGUUCAUUUGAAAAAUACAUAUUUCCAAAAAGGAGAACAACUUAGGGAAGAAGGAAAUAUCAAAGGAGCUCUGGAGUUCUUUGAGAAAAGCCAAAACCCAGUGCAAAACAUCACACAAAUGCUCUUGGAGCAUCCGAUAGCAAUUAAGCAAUACAUGCAAACAGCUAAGGACCCAAAGAUGUUAAAAUGGUGGGGUCAAUAUAUCGAAAGUACUGGAGACAUGGACGGGGCUUUCACCGUUUACCAGAAGGCUGAAGAUUGGUUCUCACAGGUGAAAAUUCUUUGUUAUCUUGGGCAGAUAUCAAAAGCUGAUGUCAUAGCUCGUCAAUCCGGGGAUCGAGCAGCGUGUUACCAUUUGGCACGUCAUUAUGAAAAUAUUGGUAAAAAUCAAGAAGCCAUACAAUUCUACACCAGAGCUCAGACUUAUUCAAAUGCCAUAAGGAUUUGUAAAGAGAACGAUAUGCAAGAUGAACUCUGGACUGUGGCAAGUGCAGCUCGUCAGCGAGAAAAGUCCACAGCAGCUGCGUAUUUCGAAGAAGUUGGUUCAUUCAAACGAGCUGUGGAACUGUAUCAUCGCUCGGGAAUGCUUCAUAAAGCCUUAGAAAUGGCCUUUGCAUCAGAGCAACCAGAUAUUCUGCAAGUUAUUGCUUCAGAACUAACACCAGACUCUGAUCCGGAAUUGAUCAAUCGUUGUGCUGAAUUCUUUACAAGUAUUGAACAACAUCAGAAAGCUGUGCAUUUGCUGGCAAAAACGAAGCAGUUCGAGCGUUCCUUGAGAAUUUGUCAUGAGAAGGGGGUUCCGAUUACAGAAUCGUUGGCAGAAAUGUUGACUCCGGCAAAAACAGAACUGGAUGAUGAGACACGAGCUAAAGUCCUCACCCAACUGGGAGAGCUUCUUCAAGAACAAGGCGACUAUCAUUCGGCCACUAAGAAGUUCACCCAAGGUGGAGAUAAAAUUAGGGCUAUGAAGAGUCUGCUCAAAUCUGGUGAUACCGAUAAGAUUGUGUUCUUUGCAAAUAUGUCGCGUCAAAGAGAAGUCUACAUCAUGGCAGCUAAUUAUCUGCAAGCCUUGAACUGGCAUAGAGAUCAGAAGGUUUUAAAAAAUAUUGUGACCUUCUAUUCGAAAGGACAGGCAUUUGACUCACUUGCGAACUUCUAUGCAAUUUGUGCUCAAGUUGAGAUCGAUGAGUUUAGGGAUUAUGACAAGGCCCUAAAAGCUAUGCAUGAAGCUGCAAAGUGUCUGCUAAAAGUCCCGCAUUCCCAGAGGGCCACUGAUAAUCUGCAGAAGACCAUUGUUGAAGUAAAGUAUGUUUUAGAUAUCCAAGAAGCUCUGGAAAAUGGAGAAAAUCAAGCUGUCAUAGCGGGUUGCAGAAAUAUGUUAAUAAAACCAGAAAUCCCUCCAAUUCGUCAUGCGGAUGUCUUAGCAAUGCUUGUGAAGGGAUUGGCCAGUACAAAGCAAUAUGUCGAAGCUGUGGGAGCUCUUAGAGAAUUGGCACUGAAAGAUGCAACCUGGAGUAGUAGAGGACUUAUCGAACGAGAAAUUGUUCAGAAACUAGCAGAUGAGUGUAAUUUGGAUUUUAAUGUUAUUUGGGAUUCCGGUCGCCGUAAGAAUGAGGUUACAAUUGAAGAUGAUGGUGAAGAAGAGAUUCAAGAAGAAAUACAAUAAAACAUUUGAUAGAGAGUCAGAA